This is a messenger RNA of Malaya genurostris, 994 nucleotides long. It is a transcript of the gene CCAP, whose product is annotated as cardioactive peptide. The transcript is spliced from 3 exons. NCBI's taxonomy places the organism in Eukaryota, Metazoa, Arthropoda, Insecta, Diptera, Culicidae. The record is from RefSeq and is a predicted model, not a curated record. Bases 213 to 674 code for a protein of 153 amino acids.
UAGUUCAAGCAUAAACACACAGACUGCUGCAGGAGUGUUUCCGGUAGCUGGGUUUAAAAUUUACUAGCUAGACUUACUUGUUAAGAAUAGUAUCUUUUUGAUAGACUGUUGCUUCGUGAUUGUGUAGCAACGAUUCUCAGGAAAAGGAUUUAUCAGAUGAGUGCAGUGUUUUAGGAGAUCACAUAAGACUAACGUUUACUUCUGCGUUGCCAAUGAUGAGUCCUGCCACCACCGCAACCCUUUUGAUUCUAGUGGUCACAAUGCUAUGUUUGGUCCAUGUCAUAGAUGGCGGUGUCGUGGAUAGGGAACCGCGCGCCUACAAGCAGUACAGCAACGAGCAGCCUGCGAAGCGACCCUUCUGCAAUGCAUUCACCGGAUGUGGAAAGAAACGUUCGGUCGUGGCCGUUACACCGAUGGCACUGAUGCAUCGACAUCAAACCACGUCGGAACAAAAUCGAGCCAAAGUUACGGAAGGAUUCGACCCGAACGAGGACUCACUGGCCAAUCUGAUCGAUCUGAACACGGAACCGGCGGUGGAGGAUCUGAUGAGACAAAUUAUGUCCGAGGCCAAACUUUGGGAAGCUAUUCAGGAAGCCAACCGGGAAAUUCUUCUACAAAAGCAGGGCCAGAACUCGGAAGGAAAUUCGUACCCACUGUCGUUCAGUACGCAGUAAUACAUGAAAGUUUACAUGAAUGUUUCUAGUUAAAGCUUUUUUCCAAGAAUAAGUUUUCAAGUGAUGAAGCUUCAACAGAGCGAAUAAUGUUUUUUUUUGACAUUAUCAAAGGGAAACGAUUGCUGUCUACACUCACUCUUGCUCCAACGAAUUCCUCCAAUCGAGUCAAACUUAAGCUAGUCAACAUUAUUCUCCGACGAGUAAGAUUAUUACAAACAUUAGACUAAGUACUGCCUUGUUAAUAUGCGAAAACAAAGCAGCUGUGUUUUUGACUUUUAAUCAAUGGGAUUGUUGCAAUAAAUCAAAAUUUUACAAAUCAA